Molecule: messenger RNA, 867 nt
Organism: Miscanthus lutarioriparius
Lineage: Eukaryota; Viridiplantae; Streptophyta; Magnoliopsida; Poales; Poaceae
Source: the annotation of a GenBank genome assembly
AUGGAGUCCACCGCCGCGGCGGCGGAGGCGGACCCGCGGGCCUGGAAGUGGGCGAUACGGAAGCGGGUGUGGGACGCGCUCGAGGCUGAGGGUGUUGCGCGGGACCCGCGCCCCGUCCACCACCGCAUCCCCAACUUCGACGGCGCCCCCGCAGCCGCAGACGCGUUGGGGAGGCUUGACAUAUUUCAGAAUUCGCAGUGUGUAAAGGAGAGUUGCGAGCCAUUUAUUGAACAGGAAAGAGUACCCAAGUGUACAACACCACUCACACAAGACAGUGAUACAAAGCUGUUGACUCCACAACCUCGGCUAAGGACAGGCUUUUUCUCAGUUAUGGACUCUCAAAUGAUACCCGUUGGGUGCAUUCCUGAAGCAUGCACUUCUGUUGGUGCAGCUAAAUAUGGGAGGCCAAUAGGUUUAGAUGAAUGCCUUAAGGUGGAUUUGAUUGUGAUUGGAUCAGUGGCAGUUGAUCCAAGUUCAGGAGCACGGUUAGGGAAGGGAGAGGGAUUUGCAGAGCUGGAAUAUGGAAUGCUUCGCUAUAUGGGAGCUAUAGAUGAUUCAACCAUGAUAGUAACUACUGUGCAUGACAAGCAGUUAGUGGAUGACAUUCCAGUGGAGAAGCUGCUAGUUCAUGAUGUGCCAGUUGACAUUAUCUGCACCCCAACUCAGGUCAUCUUCACAAAGACUACAAUCCCAAAGCCACAAGGGAUUUACUGGGAAAAGUUAUCUCCAGAAAAAUUGGGCCAAAUCCGAAUUCUAAGAGAGCUGAAGCAACGCAUAGAGCAAGAGACAGGAACUAUACUUCCUUGUGGGCCUUCAGAGAAGCUACCGCCAACAGCUCAGAGAAGGCAAAGGUGGCGGCGGCGAUGA